This is a messenger RNA of Oxyura jamaicensis (ruddy duck), 2268 nucleotides long. RefSeq names its product neuritin 1 (gene NRN1). The coding region runs from base 285 to 1286 and encodes 333 amino acids. The transcript has 3 exons. Gene Ontology annotation, cellular component: plasma membrane. Lineage: Eukaryota; Metazoa; Chordata; Aves; Anseriformes; Anatidae. Gene Ontology annotation, biological process: nervous system development; neuron projection extension. The record is from RefSeq and is a predicted model, not a curated record.
AAAAAGACCGAGUUCAAGAGAAAUCCGGCUAUCGUUCAAGCAAGCAGGACGCCCCGCUUGCUCUUCUUUUUACUGCCGUUGUUAUUUUGGUGGAGGGUCUGAGGAGAGGGGUACCUUGAUUGGCGGCGGGGGGAUGCUCUGAGCCCCGUUCGCCCCCAAUCCGCCUCCCUGCCACCAGGGCCCGGGCUUCGUCUCGGACCCCGUAUCUCAGCGCAGCCCGGCACGUUUGAGAGGAAUUUGUGCGGCUUUCCCUCCGCCCCACCUCGCCCCUGGUGCUCUGUUUAAUGGGGCCGCUUUCCCCUGGGGAUGCUCCGCUCUUCUUCCCGGUUUGUUUGCUCGGCUUUUUUCUUCCCUCCCGUAGCCUGCUGGGGUUUGAUGUGACGGCCAGUGCCGGUGGGGGGGGGGGGCGGGGGCCGGGGGCGGGGCGGGACCACGGAGUCGUGCCACCGGUGAAUCAAGAAGGAGGGGGACCUGGCCUUAAACGGAGCCUUCCCGCGGCCCGGCCUGUCCCGGGCGGGGGGCUCGGGAGGGGACCCCGGACCCAGCGCAGCCUCCCGGCCGUGGGACCCCCCCCUCCCGGUGGGGGCAGCCCUCUGCCGCCCCCGCAACUGCUCCCAGGACCGCGAGCUGCCCGUGCGCACCCGUUCUGGGGGCACACAGGCACUGGGGAGGCUCGUCGUGGGUGGGAAGGGAGCCAUCAACUUCUCCGUGUCCCCUCCCGUUCCCUGGGGCACCCGGGAGCAGCCGGCACCCAGGAGGAGCUAUCCCAUCCUAUCCCAUCCCAUCGCAUCCCAUCCCAUCGUCCGUUUCUGUCACAGGCAGCUGGGGGGGGCCUUGGUGGUAUUUGGUUAGUUGUGGGAGCGGCCGCGGGGGACGCUUCUUCUCGUGUCUUUAUCGCAGCUCUUUCUGCCUACCUGGUGCAGGCGGUGAGAGCGGCGGGGCGGUGCGAUGCGGUCUUUAGGGGCUUCUCGGACUGUUUGCUGCGGCUGGGCGAUAACAUGGCCAACUACCCGCAGGACCUGGACGACAAGAGAAAUCUCCAAACGAUCUGCGCGUACUGGGAUGAUUUCCACGCCUGCACCCUCACAGCGCUCACCGAUUGCCAGGAAGGAGCGACAGACCUCUGGGAGAAAUUGAGACGGGAAUCCAAAAACCUCGAUUUCCAAGGCAGCUUAUUUGAACUGUGCGGAGGCGGCAGCGGCGCCGCAUCGUCCCUCCUCCCGCCGGCUUUGCCCGUGCUCCUGGCGGCUCUGUGGGCCGCCCUAGUGACCUGGCUGCCUUUUUAGGGGGGCGAGCACACCUACUCCCACACCCUCUCCAUGUGCCGGAUCUCUCGAGGAAGUGUCCAUCCCUUGCUUUGGGGACGUUGUGCUUUUCUGUGGUUGAUGAUGGUGGUGGUGGCUGAUGGUGGUGAAACACCCGUGUAGGACUGUGGAAGCGUUUUCUCCCUUUCUUUUUCUUUUAUUUCUUUUUUCUUUUGGUGUGUUUUAUUUGCCAAAUGUUACCAAACAGGCAGCGGCGUGCAGCCCGAAUCGGACCUCAGCUUUACUAUCGCUUCAAAUCAAAAAGAGAAACAAAUAAAAAUAAAAACCCGAGCCCUCGUUGUGCAAAAGAAAUCUCAGGAACGGCUCUGGGCCACCUAACGCUAACAUUAUACUCGGCCAGGAUAAACCCUGGCAGGCCACGGGCUCCUCUAAAAAUGUGGCAUUAUGCGAGGUGAGAGCAAAAAGCAGAGAAAAAAAUAAAAAAGGCACUGGCGAUGAAUCUAAGGUAGAUGUCCACGUGUGAAGCAUAUGGUGAAUAAUUCACAAUCUCUCAUCUUUCCUCCACAGUCGCUUGUUUUUUGGUCAUCCCACUGCAAAAUAAUAAUUAUAAUAAUAUCAAUAAAUAAAAUAAAAGAGCGCAUUUUCUCAAGGGGAAAAGAGAGCUAGAGAGCGAGAGAGAGUGGGAAACGAACGGUUAAAAGAGGAAGGAAGAAAGGGACGAAGGAAAGACAGAGAUGUGUCUCGGUGCCCGGCGGAGUGAAGGAAUGCUACUAACAGAUCUCCGAGAGUUACCUUUACUUGCUGUUCGAAGGCAUCUUUCCGAAUUCACUGCCUUUAAUUUUCUCCUCCUCUUUGUUUUAGAUGUUACACAUACCAGUAAAAUACCUGAUUAUCCAAGAGUAGAGAUCACAAAAAGGGGGGCUUAAAUGUAAACCUAAAGAAAAAAAAAAAUAACAACAGCAAAUGAUUUUGAAAAAAAAAAAAAAGAGCUUUGAUUUUAAAA